This is a messenger RNA of Manis pentadactyla (Chinese pangolin), 1612 nucleotides long. It is a transcript of the gene CGAS, whose product is annotated as cyclic GMP-AMP synthase. The coding region runs from base 81 to 596 and encodes 171 amino acids. The record is from RefSeq and is a predicted model, not a curated record. Lineage: Eukaryota; Metazoa; Chordata; Mammalia; Pholidota; Manidae. The transcript has 8 exons.
CCGGGGCCGCUGCCUGUGUGGAAACACCGCGGCCUGCAGGAGGGGAGUCGAUAGGAGUCGCCGCGCGCUUGGGGACGAAGAUGCCCGGGGCCGGUGGGGGAGCGGACGGCCUUUGCGGUUCAAACCUGAAGAUGAUCACUGCUGGGCUGAGUCCUGGGACCAGUGCGUGGCUGGGCGGACCUGGAGUUUUACUUGGAGGUGUCUGUAUCGCUUAUUACAUCUUCAUAUAUUUUUCCUGUAAGAUACCUAAAGCUCUUUGUGGAAUGAAGCAGGUUGUAAGCACCCAGAACACACGGCAGUCAGUGGCACUCCACAAAGAUCUGGAACUCUGCUUUGGAAACUGUGUGACAUACUUUCUUCAGUGCCUCAAGACAGAGAACUCUCCUGGCAAACACCUUUCUGCCCUGCUUUACGAACUGACUGCUCCAGGGACCUCAUGCCUGAACGUGCCCCCUUCUGGAGUAUGCGCCCCACUCCUCUACAGCUCGCCCAGCCCCCACCACACAGAUUCUCCUUCAGCAGGGUCUUCAGUGAUGCGCCCCAUUAGGUUCGAUUCUACUGAUAUGUGUCGGAGAAUCAGGUCACUUGAUAAGUGAUCAGCACUGAGGCAAAAGGUAAGAUUGUGCAAGCCGACGGACAGCGGAUGGCCACGUUGCACUGGAAAUAAAACAUGUUGUACAACAUAAACCAAACAUUACUGAGUUCCCUGAGAACGUUGUGAACGAAAUUACCCAUGAGAGACAAAUUCAGAACUUUUCAUUAAGGCAGAUUUUACCUAAAAUGUAUGCUUCACAAAGCAUCACUCAACUACAGUGAAACUAGAUUCACUACUUCACAAAGAAACACAACUACAGGGAAACAAGCUUAACAGUUAAGUGUUAGAUUCGUUUUCGCUUGGCUUUUAUGAGAGAGGAAAAAAAACUAGUAUUUUUCAUACACUGCCAGCAGGAAAACCAUGUGCUUAUGCCAAAAAGCAUUUUUUGUGUACUGAUGAAGGUAUAUGUAAAUUCUAAUGUUUCUUCAACCAUGUGUAUUAAUGCAAGUAACCACCUUUUGUACUUUCACAGUAGUUACACUGAUGGGAAGAGUAUUAAGAAAACAAAAUGAGAAAACUGAGUAUAUUUCCUCAGUUACACACUAUUUUUUAUGUAAAUGACACAAGGGUUAAAGCCCAGGAGAAAAUGGUCUACAGGUCACUCUGCAUUUAAAUAACACUGCUUCCUCAGUUCUGUCUUGGGCAAAGUCCUCAGUAAUCCAGUGGUCACCUCUGGGGACAGGUGAUCACUCACUCAAAUGUGAGACCCCACCAUGAACAGCCUCCCCUCCAGGAGCCCUGCAUGUUUUGAUGGAAAUCUCUCUCAUUUAGGAAACCCAGUAGUCACUGUUGCAGUUACACUGUUGUUACACUGAAAGAGAACAUGCUAUCUUUCCCUAAAGGUUAUCAAGAUAACUCAUGUAAUGCUUUAAAAAUCCUGUGGGAAAACCGACCUCAGAGAAUGGCUUCUGUUGCGCUGGUUUCUGUGCUGCAGACGUGUUACCUACCUUGUCAUAAUAGUCUGCCUAUCUGGGCGCACAUCUAAUAAAAUCUUCAUUAUCUGGGGUUCAAAUCCCA